Cicer arietinum (chickpea) is the source of this 1974-nucleotide messenger RNA. RefSeq lists its product as uncharacterized. Lineage: Eukaryota; Viridiplantae; Streptophyta; Magnoliopsida; Fabales; Fabaceae. The record is from RefSeq and is a predicted model, not a curated record.
UUUAGUAGCAAUUUAAAAAUGGUCCUAACCACAAUUUUUAUUCUCACAAUUACACUAGCAUUGAUGUUCAUCAACUUCCCCCUCCAACCUACUUGAAAGCUCCUUUUCUACCACCACUUCCCUCUUUUCCUUCUUUCUCUCAUCCUUCCCAUCUAACCCUCCAAAAGAACAACACAAUCAUUAUUAUUCCUUCAAAAAAAACACACACAAUCAUUAUUAUUUCAAAAUGGUUUUCUAAACAACAAGUUCAAACACCAAACUCAAAAAGUUUGAAGUGAGAAGAAAAAAAAGUUAAAAUAUUAAAAAAGGUAUCUUUUUUGGAGAGAGGGAGAAAAUUAAGCACACCCCAUUUUUUUGUAAUCAUGGGUUGCUCAGCCUCAAAAACAACCACCAUAGUUGCAAAACAAAAUCCAGAGGAUAAUAAUAAUAAUAAUCAAUCACCUUCUGUUUCUUUUCAAUCUUCUUUUUCAUCAACCACUUCUUCUUCUUUUUCUUCUUCUUCUUAUGCUAAUGCUUCACAAUACUUCAAUUCUUCACCACCAGUUAGAAAAGCUUUGUCACUAACAAUGCCUCUUGUUCAUCACCUUCCAACCAAAAAGGGUGACACACACCAUCUUGUUUCACUCACUUCAACCACCUAUGGUUCUCUUCUCCUAAUUGACCAAAAAGUCCCCAACUUUACUUCUCAUGAUGGAACCCAUUUCUCCAAAACCUCUCAAAAUGGAACAAACCAAACAAAUCAAGAACAAUCAUUGUCUCCUGAUUCAGUCAUCAACACUUGGGAACUUAUGCAUGAUUUAGAUGAAGAUUCUUCUCAUGAUAUUAUUGCUAAGGCUCAUAAAGUUUCUAUUUUUGACAACCCUUUGGGUUUCUCAGACAAACAUAGUUCAUGCAGGUACACAACAUUUGAUGGGUCUGCAAAAAAGAACCUGCUUGAUUCAUUUGAGUUACUUAAGGCUUCAGAAACAGUGAUUGAAAAAAAUGCUUCCGAAUUGUUUGUUAAAAAGCCUCUUUGGCAGCAUUUAUCAGAAGAAGCUUUGCUUGCUAAGUUGGAUCCAAGUGUUGCUUGGAGUUAUAGGAGAGCAUUGUCAUCAAGACAAUUAGGUAGCAACAACAACAAUAAAAACAAUCUAUUCAGAGGUGUAAUGUCAAUGGGGUCAAGUCCUAUGAGUAUGAAUUCUUCUUCUUCUACUACUUGUUCUUUGUUUGAUAAAAGUUUGUGUGCUUUACCUGGUACUGAAGACAGAAUAGUUGUUUAUUGCACAAGUUUGAGAGGGAUAAGAAAGACUUAUGAAGAUUGUUGUUCAGUGAGGAUGAUUUUGAGGGGAUUUAGAGUUGUAGUUGAUGAAAGAGAUAUCUCUAUGGAUUCAUCUUAUAGGAAAGAAUUGCAGAAUGCACUUGGUGGCAAAGUGGUGACACUGCCACAGGUGUUUAUCAGAGGGAAACAUGUUGGGAAUGCAGAGGAGAUGAAACAGUUGAAUGAAUCUGGUGAAUUGGCAAAACUUUUGAAAGGUUUUCCAACUCAAGAAUCUUGGUUUGUUUGUGACAAAUGUGGUGAUGCAAGGUUUGUGCCUUGUCCUAAUUGCAAUGGUAGCAGGAAGGUGUUUGAGGAGGAACAAGGAAAAUUGAAAAGGUGUCUUCAUUGUAAUGAGAAUGGAUUGAUAAGAUGCACAAGUUGCUGCUCAUGAUUCGUCGUGAAUCAGUGAUGAACAUUACUGAUUAUUUAUCUUUUAUUACUGUUAUUUUUCUUCUUUUGAAUUUUUCAUGAUAAAUUUGGCAGCUACUAUGAAUGAACAUGCAUAUUUCAAUUUGCUUCUUUAUGUUGUGUAAACCGGCCAUUCUCCAUGCACAACUGCAGACUAAUCACUCGAGCUGGUUAAACUCUCUCUCAAGAGUUUAAUGUUGUUGUAUUCACUCGCGGUGUUAGAUUCGAACUUUGAACCUUUGGUAAUUUAAUUCAAGUGCUCUUGGUAA